AUGUCCCAGACCCUCACCCCGGAAGUCACCUGGGCUCAGCGCUCUUCCGCCGAUGACCCCGAGCGCAACUACCUCUACGUGAACAUCAAUGUUGCCGACGUCCCCAAGGCCGAUUCCGAUCUCAAGAUUACCCCCACCGAGGUCUCCUUCACUGGAAAGUCUGCCAAGGGCGUCACAUACAGUGUCUCGCUGCCCCUCUACGCCGAGAUUGACCCCGAGAACAGCAGGGUGAACCACACUGACCGCUCCUGCGAACUGGUUCUGCGCAAGAAGGAGCUCAAGGCCGAGUUCUGGCCCCGUCUCCUCAAGGAGGCCAAGAAGCUCCACUUCCUUAAGACCGACUUCGACAAGUGGGUCGAUGAGGACGAGCAGGACGAGGCUGGCGAGGAUGACUACGCCAACAACUUCGGUGGCUUUGACGGCCAAGAGCAGGGAGGUGGCCUGGGCAACAUCGACUUCUCCAAGCUCGGCGGCAUGGGUGGUGCCGGCGGUAUGCCCGACAUGAGCGCUCUUGCCGGUGCUAUGGGCGGUGCCGGUGGCAUGCCCGACCUGAGCGCCCUUGCUGGUGCUGCUGGCGGUGCUGAGGGUCAGGGUGAAGACGACGAGGACCUGCCCGAGCUCGAGGAGGCCGAUGCUAAGUCCAGCAAGAUCCAGGAGGUCUCUUAA
Messenger RNA from Penicillium maclennaniae, 666 nucleotides. RefSeq names its product Hsp90 cochaperone SBA1 (gene wos2). The record is from RefSeq and is a predicted model, not a curated record. NCBI's taxonomy places the organism in Eukaryota, Fungi, Ascomycota, Eurotiomycetes, Eurotiales, Aspergillaceae. Gene Ontology annotation, cellular component: nucleus; cytosol. Gene Ontology annotation, biological process: protein folding; chaperone-mediated protein complex assembly. The transcript has 4 exons. Bases 1 to 666 code for a protein of 221 amino acids. Gene Ontology annotation, molecular function: protein-folding chaperone binding; Hsp90 protein binding.